GUUGAUUUAUAGUGAAGAAAAAAUAAUAAACACCCACCUUCAGAUUUUCUCAUUCCUUUCUCUCUGUCUCUCUCAUUUCAUUUCCAUUAUGAGCUCCAAUCUUUGCAAAGCUCUUCAAAUGCUUUCUCAUUCCUAAAAUGUCGACCGUAGAGAAUCCCAGUACCGAUAUUGAAACCCGCCGUCGCAGGCGUCACCGUCGCCGCCGUAAGCGGCGGACUUCAGUCGCCGGAAUCACCGAAACCGGCACCGACGACGGGAGUCUCUGCUUCUCCGACACCGAAUCCGACGACCAGUCGUGGCGCUCGACUGUCGCCGGAGGCUCGUUCUCGGAGAUCGAGUGCGUUUCGGACCCUCACAGUCACAGGGAGUCUUCUGGGUCGGAUUGUUUGUCGCGUGAAGUGGAUUUGGAGAGUGGGGAUUUGGAGUUGAAAGUGCAUUUAGCUAAAGAACAAAGAGAUUGUAGAAUUUGUCAUCUGAAUUUGGUGGGUGGUGGUGGUGGUGGAGAUCGAGAAUCUCAGGUCGCGAUUGAACUGGGUUGUUCUUGUAAAGGCGAUUUGGCUGCUGCUCACAAGCAUUGUGCCGAGACUUGGUUCAAAAUCAGGGGUAACACAACCUGCGAGAUCUGUGGAGCCACAGCACUCAAUGUCGUUGGAGAGCAGCCAAACGAGGGAAAUGGUGCUACUGCAAGUGCCAGUGCAGCACCGGCAGGUCCUUUGAUCCUAUCUGAGACCCGAAAUUUCUGGCAUGGGCGUCGAGUCAUGAAUGUCCUCCUUGCUUGUAUGGUCUUUGCCUUUGUUAUUUCUUGGCUCUUUCACUUCAAUGUACUAGCCUGAAACCCAUAGAAGUGCCCCACAUUUUUUCUCGAUGUGGAGGGGGUAUCUGUAUCUUAUGUUGUCUUAAAUAUAGAACUAUGUCUGAGCCAUUGUAGCGCUUUAUUUAUAUGUUGUAUUGAUCAUAGAAGUAUCUCUGGGACAUUCUAGUACAUGAAAUGUAGCAUAAUUGGUGCCUUUAAUGUGAGAAUGGGAUUGGAUUUGUUAUGCUUCUUGUAGCUGGGUGUGGAAAGGUUUCUUCUUUGUAGAAGAUCUCCAAAAUGGUAAUUUAAGUGACUUGCUUUGUGGUCCAGACAUUCAAUUAUUCAA
Messenger RNA from Camellia sinensis, 1139 nucleotides. RefSeq lists its product as uncharacterized. The record is from RefSeq and is a predicted model, not a curated record. Lineage: Eukaryota; Viridiplantae; Streptophyta; Magnoliopsida; Ericales; Theaceae. Gene Ontology annotation, molecular function: zinc ion binding.